AUACAAAUCAAAUCCCUGAACAUCCUUAAUGAGACUUUGAACACCAAAACCCCUGGUUUCAUCUAAAUUACCAGAAACAUGUUAGUGAUGAAAUUAGACGCAACCCUUCUUACACCAAAACCAUUUAGUUUCAUCAUAAACUCCAACGGCAACGAGGUUUCAUCUAAAACUCCCACGAAGAACCUUCCAGAAUUUCUCGUUCUCCCUUCUCGCAUCUCCCUGUCGACGCCGAAGAACCCUCUCACUAUCUUCGCGACCUCACGUUUGUCGCAUCUCCCUGUGUCAACGCCGCCUCUUUGUGACUCUGUUUUUUCAUCUCGCCGCAACUCCUUCAUCGUUCGCCGCUGCCGCCUCUUUGCGACCAUGUUUCUUCAUCUCACCGCAACUCCUUCAUCCAUCGUCGCCGCCUAUUCUUAUGACUUUCAACCGGAUUACAACUGCUUCAGAUAUCCAUUGAAAGCUGUUAAAGUUAUGCAUUUGGUGGCUCUAAGGAAUGAGUCCAGUGUUGUGAGAAGUGAUGCUUAUCCAAAUCAUUUGAUUUCCCACAAGGUGACACUACUUUGGACCAAUUUGAUUCCUUUUAGUGACACAAAUUUGCAAGAGACCACCUUUUGAUCUUGAGUUAGUUCUAGUAAGUUCUAUUUUACUUUUUCUGCAUCUAUAUGAGUAAUCUAACUAUUUAUUUUGUGACUGCUUUGAUUUUGUAUUUUAAAGUAAUGGAUAAAGAGUGGACUUAACUUCACAAACUCAGUUCAGAGUAUAGGAAAGGUGCCAAAAACAUUAUUGAAAAAGAAGCACAAUGGUCUGUGAAUACUUGAUAGGUUUGGGGUUUCUACAAAAAUCAUGGAGAGUGAAUAUCUUUAUUGCAUAUGAAAAUUGAUGAACAUGUGGAAGAUCAAGUGGAUUCACGUCAUCCUUAAGAAGAAAGUGGAAGAUCAAGCGGACUCACGUCAUCCUCAAGAAGAUUGAAGCUAGUGGAAUGCAUUGAAGAUUUGAUUGUUUUGGUAUGCAUGGAAGACUUGAUUGUUUUUAAAAUGAUGACAUAAUAGUUGAUGUAUUCAUGUACUGAUUUUUUGUGGAUGCAUACCAAUGUUAAAAAAUUUUGAUUAGACAAAGUUGUUUUCCCUUAUUAAUGUAUAUUUUAGUUACAAUUUGGUAAUGUAAACUCUUUUUUUAUUUCA
Messenger RNA from Cicer arietinum (chickpea), 1181 nucleotides. The record is from RefSeq and is a predicted model, not a curated record. Lineage: Eukaryota; Viridiplantae; Streptophyta; Magnoliopsida; Fabales; Fabaceae.